Molecule: messenger RNA, 10407 nt
Organism: Sus scrofa (pig)
Lineage: Eukaryota; Metazoa; Chordata; Mammalia; Artiodactyla; Suidae
Gene: OIP5
Product: Opa interacting protein 5
Biological process (GO): CENP-A containing chromatin assembly; chromosome segregation
Cellular component (GO): chromosome, centromeric region; nucleus; chromatin
Source: RefSeq, a predicted model, not a curated record
ACGGAGGCGGGGGCUGCGGGAAGAUGGCGGCGCGGCCGCGGAGGCAUCGCUCGUGCUAUCCAAGGCAGUCGCGGCGUGACUUUUGUGAUGGCCCUAAGAAGGCGACUGACGAAACUUCUCUUACGACUUCCAUGGAGUGGGACACGCAGGUGGUGAAGGGGUCUUCGCCGCUUGGCCCCGCUGGGCUCGGGCCGGAGGAGCCCCCAGCGGCCCCGCGGCUGCCAUGGUGGCUGCAGCCCGAGAGGUGCGCCGUGUUCCAGUGUGCGCAUUGCUACGCUGUGCUCGCCGACUCGGUGCACCUCGCAUGGGACUUGUCGCGGUCCCUUGGAGCCGUGGCCUUCUCCAGAGUCACAAAUAACGUAGUUUUGGAAGCUCCUUUCCUAGUUGGCAUUGAAGGUUCGCUCAAAGGCAGCACUUACAACCUUUUAUUCUGUAGUUCCUGUGUGAUUCCCAUUGGUUUCCAUUUGUAUUCUACCCAUGCUGCCCUGGCUGCCUUGAGAGGUCACUUUUGCCUUUCCAGUGACAAAAUGGUAUGCUACCUCUUAAAAACAAAAGCCAUAGUCAAUGCAAGUGAGAUGGAUAUUCACAACCUACCCCUACCAGAAAAGGUUGCAGAGCUGAAAGAGAAGAUCAUGUUAAUGCAUACUCGCUUAAAUUCACUGAUGAAGAUUCUGAAGAAAGUGACUCCUGACCAGUCCAAGCCAGUAGAUUGAUCCAGAAUCAAAGCUUGAGUGUCAGGGUCAGGCCUUAUUGCUGUCCUCAACAUCAGGUGAUAAAGCCAAGUGGUGGUAUACAGAGAAAUUAACAUGGUUCAGAUGUAGCUAGCAAAAUAGCAGAUUCUUUCCAUUGUACACUGCAUAGAGGAUAUUUUCCUUUAAAAAUAUUUUAAGCUGUCCAGAGAUCCCUGGUGGCUCAGCAGGUUAAGGAUCUGGCCUUAUCACUGCUGUGGCUUAGGUUGCUGCUGCAGCACAGGUUGGAUUCCCUAGCCUGGGAACUUCUGUAUGCUGUGGGCCAAAAUUUUUUUUUUUUUCUUUUCAGGCUUUUUAGGGCCACACCUGUGGCACAUGGAGGUUCCUAGGCCAGGGGUCCAAUUGGAGCUGUAGCCACCAGCCUACACUGCAGCCAUAGAAACACAGGAUCCGAGCCACAUCUGCAACCUACAUCUCAGCUCACAGCAAUGCUGGAUCCUUAUUAACCUGCUAAGCAAGGCCAGGGAUAGAACCUGUGUCCUCGUGGAUACUGAUCAGUUUCGUUAACUGCUGAGCCACCACGAGAACGCCCUGAUUUUUUUUUUUUUUAAACUGGAAAGAAUUCUGACUUGAUGCAAAAUUUGGCUCUUUAAGUUAAGGGCGCUUGAAGCCUGAGGAGCUCUUACUUUCUACUCUUAAAGAAUAAGACUUAAUAAUACUAUACUGAAUCAUCCUGGGGUUUUGAAUUGUGUGUAGGUAUGUCUACCUCAACAUUUUCUUUAUCUAAAUGAAAAAGGUGUUCUUAUGUAGCUAUUUUCUUUAAUGUCUGCCUUUGCUGUUUUGGUAGACUUUCAACAGCAAAUUAAAUUCUUGAACUUGACAUCAAAUUAAGCUGGUUAGUUUUAAACAGCUUUUUGUUUGCCCAAAUACAAAUUACAUGUUUACUCUAGGAAAAAAAAUUCAGAUAUAGAUUGUGACAAAAUAAUGGGUAAAAUAUACUCCCCCUUACAUUUUUGAGAGGCAAAAUAUAGCAUGCUGGGAAGUGAGCAGCUUCUGGAGCCAGAUGAUUUGGAUUCACAUUAUGACUUGGUUACUUAUUAGCCAUGAAUUUGAAGAAUUAAAACUCUUCUUGUAAAAUAGAGAUUUAAAAACUAGGGCUAUAGUAAGGAUUAAACCAGUUAAUGAAUACAUCUAAUGUACUUAAGACUAAUGCUUAGCACAUAAUAAGCACUCAAUAAAUGCUAAUUAUAACCUUCAUGCAUGUAGACAGAUACACAGAGACAUUUAAAAAGGGCAAUUAUAAGAGUUCCUGUCGUGGUGCAGUGGUUAACAAAUCCGACUAGGAACCAUGAGGUUGCGGGUUCAAUCCUUGCCCUUGCUCAGUGGGUUAAGGAUCCGGCAUUCUGUGGUGUAGGUCGCAGGUCUCAGAUGCGGAUCCGGCGUUGCUGUGGCUCUCUGGUGUAGGCCAGUGGCUACAACUCUGGUUAGACCCCUAGCCUGGGAACCUCCAUAUGCUGUGAAUGCGGCCCUAGAAAAGGCAAAAAGACAAAAAAAAAAAAGGCAAUUAUAUAUUUUCACAUUAUUCUGCAACCUGCUCCCCACACAAUAAACACCAUGGAUAGCCUUCUGUAUCAGGCCUCACAAACAUCUACAAACGACUCAAUCGUAUGAACAUAUCAGAAUUUUAAUUAAUUAAACAUAAAAGCUUCUUAAAUGUUUUACAAAUUUCAAUAGGAAGGAUUAUCUGCGAUAGCUGUAUCAUUGUUACUAUUUUUUGCUUUUUAGGGCUGCACUUGCAGCAUAUGGAAGUUCCCAGGCUAGGGGUCAAAUCUGAGCUACAGCUGCUGACCUACACCACAGCCACAGCAACAUGGGAUCCUUAACCCACUGGGCAAGGCCAAGGAUUGAAUCAUGGAUCCUAGCCAGGUUACCACUGAGCCUCUAUUGGAACUUCGGUUGUAUCAUUGAACUUAGCUGGCUAUUUCCUUAGCAGAAACUAAACAUUUGCCCCUAGACCUAGCAUAAUGUUGGCCCUAAAGGUAAAAAGGAAUGGUGUAAAUUUAAAUGGGAUGUCUCUUUAUUCAUAUGGUUUCCUGUUUUCUCCUUGGACUACACCAGAAACUCUCACAGUUUGCUAUCAAGAAACCCAGGUCCUUUUCUCUUUUUUUGACAUCUAGAGCCUACUUUAGCACAGGUCUGUGGAUAGGUUCCUUCUUCCACUUCCAUAAUCACUUCAUUAUUAGAAAUCGCCCAUUACAAGUAACAACACAGUGAAUUUUCAGUGCAUUCUCAGCCCAUGCUGCUUUAUUGCCAAAAUAUAUAUGUACACAGGUGCAGAGAUCCCAAUCUUACAGCAGUUUCUCUUUACAGCAAAGAAUAAAAUUUCUUUUAAAUUCCCAAAGAUGCAUAGAUUAGAAAGCAAGCUGCCUUUUGUAAAACUUCAAACAUUCAAUGAAAUUCUUUAAUAGUAUCUUUUAUACCAAUGGAGCAAUGGAGAAGGUGCUAAAUAGCAGGUAAAAACAGCAACAACUACUUAAAGUCCUGUGACACAAAGAAAUCUACCCAGCACUGUGUAAUGACAUGUAUGGGAAAAAAAAUCUGAGAAGAAAUGGACAUAUAUAACUGAUUUACUUUCCUGUACACCUGAAACUAACACAACUUUGUAAGUCAACUAUAUUCUAAUAAAAAUUAAAAAAAAGGUUAUUCUAAAAUGAAUCUUUUAAAUUACCAGUAAUAGGUGGUUUUAAGUUAAGCACCAAAAGACUGUUACUGUUGUUUAAGGAUUGAUGAUAAUGUAUUGCCAGAACAGUUUUCUUAUCCCUUGGAGAAAAACAUAUUGUAAUCUAUGGCAUGACAUAGAUUAAGGGAUGCAAACCUUUUGAAAAUUCUAACUUUAAAGAUAACUAUUCUGACUUAAAGAAGGAGAUUUAGUACAGGUUCCUAGAGAAAUCUGUGAUGACUGGGUUUCUAAUAACAGUUUAAUACGCCCUAGUGAAGUAACAGGAACACAGUUUAGAGAGACUCUGUCCUUAAAUCUUUAUUGGUUUCAUUGUUUGGCAGACAUGUUACUGUCUAUUCUGCCACAUAGAAUCUGUACAUGUGGGAUAUGACAUUCCACUUCCUGAACUAAGUAAAAUGACUACAGUAAUUCAAUUCUGAAUUCCUUGAAAGUUAACAUUCCAUGUAAACAUUCCUAAAGGUAUAUGGAGUAAAAUCCCACAGCAAAGAUUAACAUGAGUUGAAAUAACUUUAGAAAAAAUAUUUUUCAAUCAUAGAACAUGAAACCUGGAAGGGGCCUGGUAAAAAUCAUCCAGUCUAAUCCUGAAUUCUCUUCUAUUUAGGCCUCUUUCAGAUAUAAUGAAUUUCACUUUUCAUGGUCACAGGUACUUAUAAGGGUUAUUUCAAAGUCAGGAAUCAUCUCAAAAAUUUUAAGCUACCACAAUAAACUGAUCUAUCUUCUUCAUCAAGUAAGAAAAUAAACAGCAAAGCUCCCCCCCCCCCCCACAAUGGGAAAACUUGCUCCUCUAUACUUGCAUCAAGCUUUAGGCAACAAUUAAGUCUAACCAAAACUCAAGGAUAAAACUCUGGCUAUAAGCAAUUUCUUCUAAAAGUUUAAAUAUAAAACACUAAAAAAAGAGAAACCAAACUAUAUUUUCAGGACUAUUUCCACAAAAUGGAAUGGGCUCCUUUGUGGAAAAGAUCCUUUAUGGAUGGUUAAUACCAAUACCAUCCAAAGUUGCCUAGUUAUCUGAAAAUCCUGGAACAUCUGAAAUAUGUACAUAUCACUCUGUUCACCUGCAGGAUUCUAGUUUUAAGAGACCAACCUUAAGCCAUAUAAACUUUAUCAGACAAACCCCAUCCCAAGAUACUGGUAAUUUCCAUACCCUUUCUGAAACUCUGCACCUUUCUAGUAUAGUCGUAGCAGCUUAUUUAUUCAACAUGCUUAGUUUGUGCCUUUUGUUUUUAAACAUGCUUGGGGACUAAUGGAACUAGGAAAGAGGUUAGAGGGUGAGCACUAUUGUGCUCUAUUCCUGACAGUUUGAAUGUCUUGUGGUUGCCCCUGUUUAUCUUCUAGCUCCCAUUUUCAAUGGAAGUAAGAUAAUCUUUAAUUAGAAAAAACUAACAAUCCACACAAUAAAUUCAAGCUACUGGUUUAAGUCUCUAUUGCUUCCUUAUUAAUAAAUGCAUACAUAUAACUACAAGUAACCACAUAACACUGAACAUUUUCAAACAUGCAUUAGAAUAUGAUACUCUAAAAUAAAGAGUUAUGGGCCUGCCACUAUUGCUUACAUCCAGACCCAGUUUUAAUAAACAUGCAGAGUAAACCCCUUGACUCAGAGGAAUUAGGGGGAUAUAACAAGGAUACAUGCAAAGUUUCAACUGAAAAUGUGGGUUAGUAAAGUGAUUGCUUAGAAAGGCAGGCAGGUGCUCCACAUCUACCACAAUGCUGCUUCAGAAUAGAGGUACAAAAGUCACACAAAGGGUUAAAAUUAGGACCACUAUUCAGUUAUAAAAAGCUUCAUUGCAAAUGCUGGUCCUUUUGGAUAGAGUAUGAUGUAAAAAUUUGGGAAAAGAAUACUGAGAGAUGUCCUCCAGAGCAGUAAAUUUUCCUGGCCAUCCACUGAUGGUGAUAGCAUAGAAGAGCAUAUGUGGUAUAGUAUAAAGAUGGUGAAGAGGCUCUUAGGCAGAAUGUUGUUUUUUCUUUUUUUUUUCUCUGAUUCACAUUAAUGAGCAUUACCUGCACAGCUCCCUGGGGAAAAGGAGUUUAUGAAUAGCAAAGCUAAUACAAUGUAAACUCAAAAUCAAUGCCCUGAAGUAUAGCAUAGCCCUCUGCUUCUGAAAACUGUUGGCCAAGAAAUCCUUCCAAAUAUGGUAUAAUUAACAGCCAAACAAUGUUCUGAAUAAACUAGAAGCAAUUUGCUUGCACCAGCAGCACCAUGAGAAUGUAAACUCCUGGAGGCCAAGGGUCUCUUCAUAUUUUGCAUAUCACAGGUACACAAAGGGUAAACAUGAGACCAUAACAUUGAAAAGUAAUCCAACACAUACUCUGAGACUACAAAAACUUGUAGCUCAUUAGAGCAUUUAGAACUAUUAACGUGGCUGUUAAGAGUAACUUUUAAUUGUUCUAAGUAACUAAACUGCUGACAUCACUGUAACAUGCAGUGAUGUCCUCAUGAUCGUGCAGAUGUCUGAAAUAUUGCUUGGUUAUCUCAAUGUCUCUAACACCACCUGAUGGCAUAGGACAUUUAAAGAGGAGCUAUAAUCAAUUUCUCUCUAUCCUUUGGAGUUGCCAUAAAAGAAUUUAAUAUUCAAGAGGCACUAUUUUCUCAGAUCCACUCCACUUGCAGUUUUUUCCCCUGGGAAAACAAGGGAACACAGACCCAGUAUUUUUAGGGAUCUUCAAGGUGCUAAAUAGCCAAGAUGAACACGAGGUAAAAGGGAGUAAGAAGUCACCCUUAUUCUACUAUUAUAUCCUGAUGUGAGAGCUGUGUUUCCUCAGAUUGAGAAACAGUUUGCUGGGUUCUUGUUAAAAUAAGCAGUCAUAGGCCGAAGGCCUCAGCCCUGCUACAUUAGAGAAAGUUUAAAAAAACAACUGUUGUCUUUGGCUAUUCCCUUCAAUACUUUUGCUUUACACCUUUAGAUCCUAAUUCCCUACACUAAUAGGCAUGAGGAAGACAGCUAUCCCAGUUCUUGGGUUUUUUUUUUUUUUUUUUUUUCCUUUUAAAAAUCCUAACUAUAUACACACCCAGGAAACUAAUGGAGAAAGAUGAGGUGACAAAGCAAAGAGUAUGUCAUUUUAUAAAUGCCUGUUGCUAAAUAAACAUCAGAAGCAAAAUCCCUACAUGAUGAGCUUCAGUGGGACUACAUCAGUAGCAGCACAUUUGUUUCCAGGUUAAGCAUUAGAAAAGUUUCAUUCAAUGGCGCUACCCCUCUGCUCUAGGAAACAAAUACGGUUUUAACCUUAACUUACACAAAAGAUGCUAUUUCUCACAUAAUGACAUUUCACACAUUCAUAUUUUUAAGAGAAAGUACCUUUUAUAUACUCUUUACCUAGAACAUCGUUUUCCUUUCAUGGAACUCUGUUGAUCAGAGCCUCACAAACUCAAGCAGUAGUCUACUAUACAAUCUAACGUGACAUGCAAAACUGUUAUUGCUACUAAAAUUCUACCUCUUGAAAAUUAUUAGUUUGUUUUAUGGCUUUUUUUUUUUUCAACAAGAAACAUCCUUUCCUAUAUACUGUGCUAUUUUGCAUUCAUUACCUUUUCAGAGGUAUUUUUCAAAAAUGUUUAAAUGGUUUUCAGAAAUGGAGUCUCCCAGGCACUACACUACUUGAAACCAAGAGUACAAUUACUUUAAGUACACCAUGAGAAUCUAAACCUGGGUCCCUGGAGAUCUGUUGCCCAAGAGUCAAUUUGUUUAAGCCUACUUCUGCACAUGUGACACACCACAUUAAAAAAGUUUUGCAUAAAUGAUUCACUUUGCUGUAACCUGAAGCUAACAUGACAUUUAAGUCAACUAUACUCCAAUAAAAUAAUUUAAAAAAAGUUUUGCCUUUCCUAUCAUACUAACUGUAGAAUCUAUGUCAAUAAAUUCUAGACUCUCCUAAUACUGAAAUUUAAAAAUCACCCUAGAAAACUACUGUUUCAGAGUUCUCAAGAAAGCUUUUUAGAGGUAGGAAUAUCUUUGCUUUCAGAACAAAACAACUUUUAUUUCUACAAGGAAAGUAGAAAAAUGUGAAAGCUAUCUGAGGCAAUUUACUAUAACCAAGCAGAGUUAGUUAAUACACAGCAAUCUAGGCAGGCUCCAUUUAACAAUGUUUCUGAUUCUCAUGAAAAGGUCUGGAAUCGCAACAGUACACAAUUCAGCAGAUUUAGAAACAGGAAAUGCCUGUGAAAAAUUAAUCUAAGACACUGACCAGAGUUCUUCCAUUAACACAUAGCACACCGCAGACAGGAAACAUAAAUGGUCUGCAGAUUAGAAAAGCACUCGAGCAAUUAACACAGCAUCUCAGUAAGACAUGCAAAAUAUAAUCUGAUGCAAAAGGAAUGGGAACAUAAUAAACCUAGAAGACAACGUGAAAACAAUGCCAGAACAAUCUGACUUCAAACUCAGAGAGCAGAGUCAUGAAAUGGGGCCUCAUUUUGAAUUAAGGUUUUGUAAGACAUAAAGGCAGCUGGUUUCCAGCUACUCAUAAAAAGCUCAAAUAUCCUCAAAGACAGUAUUUCACAUUGUGACCCCACAUUUCUAUUCAUAAAUGAGUCUUUUUGGCCUUAAGCUCUUUUCCCCAGGGAGAAUAUCACAGAUUCAGAUAUUUAUGAGAAAAGAAAAGAUCUAGAUUUUCCACUCUUUUUACACUAUUAGUUAUUAUCAAUAAUUCAUCCUGAAGUUUAAAUUAUUACUAGGCUCAUGCACUAACCCCUAACAUGGCACUACAAUAUGCUACCAAGCACUAAUGCUUACAAAACUAUACACAUCUCAAAAUGGAAGACAUUGGUGAUUUUGUUGUUCUUAAACAACUUGUAACAUUUGUCCACAAGUAUUAAAAUAUACAUAUAUAUAUUUCUAUUGCACAUAUCCCGUUUUUGUUCAACUUUUUAAAAGAAAACUGCCAGCUAACAUGGAUGAGUAAAGGAAGUAGGCACAGCUAUAGACUGAGGCACAGUCCUGCCUAAAAUUAUAGCUUUGCCAUCAAGAAGGGAACCAAAAAUAGACCAGAAAAAAACAAUGUAGAUGUAAGCAAACGCUAGGUAAGCACAACUGGAAUAUACCCAUUGCGCUAAAUGCCAUCUGGUGAAAAUCAUAGAAAAUGCAGAAACAACUUGAAAGAGAGCAUUAAACAGUCAUUCUCUUAACUGUGAAACAAAAAUAUAUAAAGCAACUGGAGAAGCUGAGUCUGGUACAUACAUAUAUUCAAACAAGUAGAGACGGUUUCACUGUUGCUAAUAGUACAGGGACUCUAUCUCCUGCCAAAAAGUUGCCCCCAAACAUGGGUAAGAUGGAUAACAGACAACUGUAAAGAUGCAAAUUCUCCAUGGUAAUAUAUAUGACAAGCUCAACACAGCAAUGGAAUUCAUGUGUGGAGGUUUCCAUUGUCUUUAAUGAUUCUAAAAUACUGAAAGAAAACAUCAGGAAAUGGCUGAGAAGUUACUUACAGAAAAAUUUAAGUUACCUUUAUCCAAAAUUACUUCUACUGUGCUUUACUACUCAAUAAUUGCCCUCAAUUAAAGGAAAUUAGGCUUUAUCUGUAUUAUUUAUUUUACUAAAACGCUUUCUUAAUGCCAAUUCAAGUUGGUUGACCAACUUAACUAAUCAUUAAGAGUGCUCAGUAUUUCACAUUUUUGGCUAUUUCUACUACCCUCAAAUUCUGGUAAAUCUUCCCCAAGAUUUCAGCAGCACAGCAUGUAUGGCCCUGGGGGCGUUCCCUCUAUUACAAAGAUGAUCUGAGAUGACUUGUUCGUAAUUUCUUCUAAGUAGCUUUAAAUUCUUUCUCUACUCACAAGGACUUAUAAUUUAAGGUGUCAUUCUUCUUAUGUAAAAACCUGGCCAAUCAUACAACGGUCCUUUGUUGAUGUGGAAGCAAGGACAGCUUUACGCGAUAGUCCAUUCAUCAGAUAGUAUGUUUCAACAGAGAGGAAACUAUUAUUUAUUAGAACUAUUUUUCUUGUUUAAGUGUUUUUUUUCAUACCCUGAUUUUCUUCUAAAUUUACACUGACCCUCCUAACAUUUCUUCUGAGGCCCAUUAGAAAGUUCAUUUCCAACUAGGGAAAGUUACCUGAGUCCCAGCCUUUUCAGCCGAACAUUACACCUAUUUGCCUAGAAAAAAAUAAAUCAAACACCCAAGAACCUAUCCCGGGUCAAAGGAAAGAAGUCAUUUAUGCUUUUACAGAAAACAGAGCUGUAGAAUGUGAAGUGCCAUAAAGUGAGAUGGAGCUGCAUAAAGCAUUUUCACUUUUUUUCCUUAGGAGAAAGAAAUAGUAUGAAGACUGUCAUCAUUUUUUCUGCCACUCCUCUAGGUCCAAAGUUGAAGGCAGGUCAUACUGUAGGGUCCAUCACAUCUUCUGAACAGAAAAACCACUUAUGCCACUUUUCUUCCAGCCUCAGCAGCAUGUAAAACCAAGUCUCAAGUGCUAUAUAAUGUCCAAAAAGUGAAUGAAGUAAUCUGCAAUACAGUAGUCUCUCAUCCUAGGAAGGUGAAGAGGGUUCCAUCACUGGACUCAAAACUGUUUUGUUUCCUUUUACCAACCUUUCACUAAACGCAAGCAGGCAUUCAAUAGGGUUACCAUCUAAACAUUGUGGUCUUUCCUUAGCAGAAUGGAAAAAAAAAAUUUAAAAAUACCAAGUAUCCAAAGACUUCUAAGAAAGAAGUCAGCACAGCUUCCUUCUUUAGGAGAAAAUCCCUCUUAUCAGCCAAAAAUGUGGAUUUACACGUGUAAAAAUGUGUAUUUAUAGUUGAGAUGGUCUAUUCACAUAUGAAAUUAACCUUGUGAUAUCUUGUCUUUAUGUUUCUUUAUGACAUCAAAGGUUUUAUUGCGAAAUUGGACCUUUGUUCUUAUCUAGUAAAUCCAUGUCAGAGGAUGAGCCAGGAUUUAGAUAUGUGUAAUUUUUAAAGCAUCUCAUUUCAAAUUAGAACGCAUAAUUUGGAAUCUACUGCUGCAGUCUCAACUAUGCGUACGUAUCAUGAUGGUGACAAAAACUGGAAGACAUUAAAAAAAAAAAA